Lycium ferocissimum is the source of this 2227-nucleotide messenger RNA. Its product is annotated as probable ubiquitin-conjugating enzyme E2 26. The transcript has 8 exons. Gene Ontology annotation, molecular function: ubiquitin conjugating enzyme activity. The record is from RefSeq and is a predicted model, not a curated record. Bases 148 to 1950 code for a protein of 600 amino acids. NCBI's taxonomy places the organism in Eukaryota, Viridiplantae, Streptophyta, Magnoliopsida, Solanales, Solanaceae.
GUUUUAAAUAUAGAAUCCACUGAAGAGACAGAAGAUACUACUUAAUCAAUUUUGUGUGUUAUAUAUAUAUAGAAGUUUGCAAACUGUGGAAUUUAAUUAGCUAGACCUAAAAUCGCCAGCUACUCAAUUCCCUGCAAAAUCUCAUCAAUGGAGACACGAUAUGUCUCUCAAAAUUCCAAGAAAAGAGUAUUUCCAGGUGGGAGUUCAAUUGAUGCUGAGGUAGUGGAAAUCUCGCGACCUGCCAAUUGGAGUUCGAAAUCGAAGUCUCCUAAGCAAAAGGAGGUUAUUUUCCAUGAAAUAAUAGAUAUUGAUGUGGAUGAAGAUUGUAGUGAUGUUAAUCGUGUUGAUGGAAAUGUAGAAUCUAGUGGCAAGGGAAAGGAUAUUUUGGUCGGUGGACCAGUAGAUGGGGUUCAGUCGUCAAAGAACAACUGCCCUUCAGCAUCUGAUAAUCCAAUUGUGUUAGAUGAUUUUGGUUAUGAUGACUUACUGUAUGACGACUCACUGUAUGACGACUAUUCUGUUUUGCAAUCACAUUUUGAUUACAUGGAUAUUCCCACUGGAGUUGAGGCUACAAUCCCAUGGAUGUCGGGCCCCAUCAAAGAACAAACGGUGUCAACCACUACCAGUACUUCAGGGAGAGUCGUUGGAAGUUCAAAUGAGAAGAGUUUUGAGGGAGUAAAUAGUUCAAAGAUCCACUCAUCCGGUGCUACAGCUACUUUGGAUUGGCAUAACCAAUCUAAAAUAUAUGAAGAGUCAUUAUCUCAAUAUGGAAAGAAAAUAGGUUCAUCCGAUGCUACAGCCUCUUAUGGUUGGGGCAACCAAUCAAUUCCCCCUAGUGGGUCUUAUUUCUCAAAAUACCCCAUGGGACCCACUCCCAUGUCUGAUUGGACCAAUGUAUUACUUAAUCAAACCACUCCGGUUUCAUCUGAAUUUACUCAUGCAUCAGGUUCUAUGAACUAUUUCCCUCAGAGUUUGCAUAAAAGUGCAGCAACUGCAGCAAGUCCUUCAAUUCCCUCGGGACAAUUAGGUGAAACUCUGAAGAAAUUCCGUCUUUUCAAAAAAUUUGAUACUGUUGAUGAUCAUUCGGACCAUCACUAUUCUAAACAGGCUUCUUCAGGGAACCAGCCUCCUAAGAAUUGGGCCAAGAAAAUACAGGAAGAAUGGAAGAUACUGGAGAAAGAUCUGCCUGAUACAAUAUUUGUCAGGGUGUACGAAUCAAGAAUGGAUCUGUUAAGGGCAGUUAUUAUGGGAGCUGAUGGGACUCCAUAUCAUGAUGGCCUUUUCUUCUUUGAUGUUUUCUUUCCAAGCAAUUAUCCCAAUGUUCCGCCGCUUGUGCACUACCAUUCCUUUGGCCUUCGAAUCAAUCCUAAUUUGUAUAACUGUGGAAAAGUCUGCCUGAGUCUUCUUAACACUUGGAGUGGCAAAGGGAAGGAGAAAUGGAUGCCUCGUUCUUCUACUAUGUUACAAGUUUUGGUAUCCAUACAGGGGCUGAUAUUAAAUGCAAAGCCCUAUUUCAAUGAGCCAGGUCAUGCAAGCUCGGAAGGGACAAAAAGAGGGGAUGAAAGCUCACUGCGGUAUAGUGAGAAUACGUUCAUUCUAAAUCUGAAAACAAUGGUCUUCUCCAUGAGGCGGCCACCAAAGCAUUUUGAGGAUUUUGUAAUAGGGCAUUUCUUUCAAAGUGCUCAAGAUAUUCUCGUGGCGUGUAAAGCAUACACGGAAGGUGCCCAAGUAGGUAGCCUUGUCCGGGGUGGUGUUCAGGACGUUGAUGAGGGCGACAAAAGCUGCUCACCAACUUUCAAGGCUUCUUUAGCCGGGUUCAUCAAGACAGUUAUAGAUACAUUUAAAGAGAUUGGUGCAAGGGAUUGCGACAAAUUUCUUCCCUUGGCACAGAUAGGGACCGGAGGAGUAGUGCCAGUUGUUCCUGCGAACGCGAGCUAUUAUUAUGGUUGACCCAUAUGAGAAUGGUUGUAGAGAGAUGCUGACAUUGAAUUUUUACAAUAGAUGGAAUUGAGACUAAUGUUGACCAACUAGUUCAAUUUUAAUUGGGUAAAAUAUGAUAUAGCUUUAUACUAAUGCUGUUUCCAGCUUUAUUCAGAUUCUUGUUUUUUUUGAGUUCUUAAACAGCAUAAGGAGAGCUCUUUAGAGAAUGAUGAAUGGUGUAUUCAUCUGAUUUAUGACAUGUAUAGAUCCAGCUACUAUAAUUUAUGUAGGCUUAUUAUUCCCGUUC